This is a messenger RNA of Asparagus officinalis (garden asparagus), 2475 nucleotides long. RefSeq names its product probable protein phosphatase 2C 23. The transcript is spliced from 5 exons. The record is from RefSeq and is a predicted model, not a curated record. Lineage: Eukaryota; Viridiplantae; Streptophyta; Magnoliopsida; Asparagales; Asparagaceae. Gene Ontology annotation, biological process: protein dephosphorylation. Gene Ontology annotation, molecular function: protein serine/threonine phosphatase activity. Bases 1 to 2064 code for a protein of 687 amino acids.
AUGGAUGCUUUUGGAGAGCAUGUCAUCCACUGUCAGAAGCAGCCGGGGUUCAAGUACAGGUACGACUUAGUCAGAGAUGUCUUGUAUGAUAUCCUCCGAAGAGCAGGGAUCCCAUCCAAGAAGGAAGCGCCGGUCAACUUCCUCACUCCUCCUGGAGAGGCUAGAUCUGCUUUAAGGCCGACAGACGUUCUUGUCUACAGUUGGAGCGGAGGGAAGCAUGCUUGUGUUGAUCUUACAUGGGUGUCUCUGUUGGUGGGGUUUGGUAAUGGAGUGUUCACGGUUGGGCAUGCAGCGGAUAGGACGGCAGAGGCAAAGGUGGGCAAACAUGAUCAAGCUUGCAAGGACAACCACCACAGUUUUAUCCCGUUCGCGUUCGAUACGUUUGGUUACCUUGCAGCUGAUGCAGUGGAGUUCAUCAGGAGGAUACAAAAAUUCAUGAAUAGGAAUGUGGCGACAUCAGAAUCAGCUGAGUACGUGUUUCGUCGGUUGGGUUUUUGCAAUUCAGAAAGGAUUAACGGGGCCGCACCCGCCGCCGACGGCCACGUCAGCGCCGCCGCGUCACAUCGGAGCCCCUGGACGGGCCUCGGCCACUCCUUCUGCUACUCGCCGACAAGCCAACGCCGGCGGCGGCUUCUCGAUCUCCGGCGCCUCCGUCAGCUGCCAACCCCUCCACCGCCCUCUCCAGCCUCCUCCUACUCACCGAAGCCUCGCCCUCCCGCAGCCGCCGCCGCCGCCUUCGAGAGCUCCGCCCGCUUUCUCUCUCCAUCCCCUCAGCCCAUCCUCGCUUCUCCUCGGGCCCUCUCUCGCCCCGCUAUUCGCCCCAGACCGAGCGUUUUCUCUCCGCGCCCGAUCCGAGCGCGGGUUCCUGUCCUGGCCUCAAUCGACCCGCGCGCCGGCCCUCUUUCUCGGCCGCUCAGAUUCCCAAGCCCCGCCUGCCGUCGCAGCGCGAGCUCCGCCUUUCGUGGGCUCUCGAAGGCAAUUCGUCGAACGGUCGGCAGACAUGAACACAAGCCAUCAAAGGAGCUGAAUUCAGUAGAAAACAGCAGUGGGUUCAUCAGCGUCGAUGAGAUUAUCGACAAAGACGGCAGCUUUCAGUGGGCACAGGGGAAAGCAGGGGAGGAUCGGGUUCACGUCGUCAUCUCCGAGGAGCACGGGUGGGUAUUCGUCGGUAUCUACGACGGGUUCAACGGCCCGGAUGCGACGGAUUACUUGCUUACGAAUCUCUACCCUGAGGUCCAGAAGGAGCUCGAAAGAUUGGAUCUUGGUGGCGGAAACCACGGCGAAGUGCUCAAGGCCCUGUCGCGGGCGCUGAUGAGGACCGAGGGGACUUUCUUGGAUUGCGCUGACAUGAUGGUCACUGAGAAUCCGGAGCUCUCUUUAAUGGGUUCCUGCGUUCUGGUGAUGGUGAUGAAAGGGCAAGAUGUUUAUCUAAUGAAUGUCGGCGACAGCCGAGCGAUUUUGGGGACGAAGGGGAGGAGGGACUUGAGGAGCAUCAACGAAGAGAUGGACGGAUUGCUCGAUUUGGUUGCUUUGCAGCUCACAUUGGAUCACAGCACUUGUGUUAAGGAGGAGGUUGUUAGGAUUAGAAGCGAGCAUCCUGAUGACAGUUCGGCAAUUGUGAAUGAUCGAGUGAAAGGUUCGUUGAAGGUUACAAGAGCUUUCGGAGCUGGGUUCCUGAAACAGCCUAAGUGGAACAAUGCACUGCUGGAGAUGUUCAGGAUCGAUUAUAUAGGAAACUCACCGUAUAUCACUUGCAAUCCAUCUCUCCAUCACCGCAAACUCGACACAGGAGAUCGAUUCUUAAUAUUAUCAUCUGAUGGGCUUUAUCAAUAUUUCACCAAUGAGGAAGCUGUGGCUGAGGUCGAACUCUUCAUCUCAACAACGCCGGAAGGAGAUCCUGCACAACAUCUCAUUGAAGAACUGCUUUUUCGCGCAGCGAAGAAAGCUGGUAUGGACUUCCAUGAUUUGCUAGAAAUCCCGCAAGGAGACCGAAGGCGGUAUCAUGAUGAUGUUUCGGUCAUAGUUAUCUCUUUGGAAGGAAGAAUAUGGAGAUCCUGCGUGUAAAUACAAUAUAAAGAUUAGAAAAGAGGCGUAUGAGAUAGAGUUUUACAGCAAAGCGUUGGCCUUCUCUUGUUUUUUUCUUCCGCAGUGGCAUUUGUACAUUGGUUAAAACUAUGAAAAUAGAUUUGGAGACCAGUAAUCGUGUUGUGAUGGGAUUGUAAAUGUAUACAAAUUUGUGUCAAUUCAACCUCAAAUUUUAAGGGGCUGUUUGGUUUGCCCAAAAAUUAUGGAAAGUGAAGGAAAAAGAAAGAAAAUGGAGAAAAAGUACAACUUAUUGUAAGUUUUCCAUAACAUUUUUUUUUUCUUUGUUUGGUUCACAUCUUGGGACCAAGAAAAAUGAUGAUGUGCCAAAUUCUUCUUGGUUGAUGUGACCCACAUUUCGGGACACCUAUUUCAUGAUUUUUAUUGAGGAAA